CCCAUGAGCUGAGCAGGGCCAAUCCAUUAUUCCCGUCGUCGAAACUUCACCUGGCUGUUCAUAUUGCAUUCGUUUGGUGCACCGCCGUUGUUGUUGAUAUCAUGUUGCGAUCCUCUCUCAUCAAAGCGCCUCGCGGCCUUCGCCGGCCCAUGGCCACAGCUGCCGCCGCCGCGCAGACGUCAUCUAAGAAGGAGGGAGACAUUUCGGAUGCCUUUGUUUCUCUGUCCGGUGUCGAGCGCCCGCCACUGCCCGACCGGUUCCGGCAAUUGAAAUGCGACCUUGUAAGAGGGCGCGAGGGCGCCAUCAAGCAGAGCUGGGGCAAGCUGCUCCGCGAACUUCGCAGGGAGAACGACAUCAUCGCUGCCAAGGGGCCUGCCGUCGUCCCCCAGGUCGAGUUCAAUGAUCUCGAGGCUGGCAUCGAAGGCUUGAAAGGCGAGAUUCAAAAACGAGGUGCCGUCGUGGUCAAGGGUGUUAUCCCGGAGGCCGAGGCCAGGGCUUACAAGGAGGAGAUUGAGGAGUAUGUGAAGAAGAACCCAUCCACUAGAGCGUUCCCGCAACACGACCCUCAGGUCUACGAGCUGUACUGGUCCGCACCGCAGCUCAAGGCCCGCUCGCACCCAUCCUUCCUCCACGUCCAACGCCAGCUCAUGUCCAGCCUCUGGAGCAAAUCCUCUCCGACGUCGCGCAUCUCGCUCGACCACCCGCUUAUAUACGCCGACCGGCUGCGCAUCCGCCAGCCCGGCGACGCGGCGUUCGCGCUGGGCCCGCACAUGGACGGCGGCAGCGUCGAGCGCUGGGAGCCCGAGGGCUACGGCCGCGGCGCCGUGUACGACGCCGUCUUCGAAGGGCGGUGGGACGAGUACAACCCGUGGGACGCCAGCGGCCGCGUCGAGGCCGUCAACAACCUCUACGACGGCUUGGGCUCCUGCACCAUGUUCCGCAUGUGGCAGGGCUGGAUGAGCAUGAGCCGCACGCGCCCGCGCGAGGGCACGCUGCUGGUGAACCCGCUGGUCAAGCUGUCGACGGCGUAUCUACUGCUGCGGCCGUUCUUCGAGGCCGUGGGCGGUGCGCCGGGGACGCCGGGGUAUCUGGAUGAGAAGAACUGGCGGUUCACUGGCGUCGAUGAGAUGACGAGCGAGCUUCAGGGGGCGACGCCCGGCACGGGACAGGAGUUUACUGACGAGCUGCAUCCUCACUUGGAGCUGGAUAAGACGAUGGUUCACAUGCCCGAGAUCAAGCCGGGCGACUACGUUGCAUGGCAUUGCGACACAAUCCACUCGGUCGACAAGGUGCACAUCGGCACGGGCGACUCGAGCGUGCUGUACAUCCCCGUGUGCCCGACGACGGAGACCAACGCGGCGUACGCGGCGCGGCAGCGGGCGGCCUUCCGCGCGGGGACGCCGGGGCCGGACUUCCCCGGCGGCGCGGGCGAGACGCGGCACGUCGGCCGGCCCACGGAGGCCAUGCUGCGGGGCUGGGCCGGCGCCGCCGGGGGGAGGGCCCUGGGCCUGGAGCCGCAGGUCGCCGGCGACGGGUUGACGCCCGGGCAGCGGGAGGCGAUUGAGAGGUCGAAUGCUGUGUUGGGGUUCUAGCUGGGGAUUAUUUCCUGGGCGAGAGAAAUUUAUCUCAUAUGUGAGCUUGAUGAGUUUGGCUAGGAAGAUGGCCCUGUAUUACUGUACGAAACCUCAGAGGUCCGGGAUGAAUGGCAUAAGCAGUGAUCAACAUCCUGACUAUUAUCAAUUUGAAUACUAUUCAAUUAAUCAAUUUGACCGUAAAGGAUCUAACG
Messenger RNA from Ilyonectria robusta, 1786 nucleotides. Its product is annotated as DUF1479 domain protein. NCBI's taxonomy places the organism in Eukaryota, Fungi, Ascomycota, Sordariomycetes, Hypocreales, Nectriaceae. Bases 102 to 1592 code for a protein of 496 amino acids. The record is from RefSeq and is a predicted model, not a curated record. The transcript has 3 exons.